Molecule: messenger RNA, 1107 nt
Organism: Adineta ricciae
Lineage: Eukaryota; Metazoa; Rotifera; Eurotatoria; Adinetida; Adinetidae
Source: the annotation of a GenBank genome assembly
AUGUCGACGCCGGAGAAAAAUAUCAAAGAGCUAAUGGAAUACCGACAUUUAGGUCGGACUGGUUUGAAAGUUAGCUUGUUAUCAUUUGGAGCAUGGGUAACGUUUGGCGAACAAAUGGAUGCCAAUGAAGCAUACACUUGUAUGAAAGUCGCAUAUGAUAAUGGUUGCAAUUUUUUCGACAAUGCUGAGGUCUACAGUCUCGGGAAAGCAGAAACGGUCAUGGGUCAAGUACUCAAACGCAUGUUUGAAGAAGAUGGUAUUCAGCGAUCUGACCUAGUUAUUUCGACGAAAUUGUUUUGGGGCACGCCAUACUAUCAUGCACAAGCAAAUAAAGCUAAUUUGAAAGGUCUAUCUCGUAAACGAAUCAUCGAAGGUAUGCGUGGCAGUUUACAACGCUUGAAUCUUGAAUAUGUUGAUAUUGUUUUCGCACAUCGACCGGAUACACAUACGCCCAUGGAUGAAAUCGUCCGAGGAUUUAAUUGGCUUAUCGACCAAGGUUAUACAUUCUAUUGGGGUACAUCGGAAUGGACAGCUGAACAAAUUCGACAGGCAUGGGAAAUAGCUGAUAAAUUGAAUUUAAUCGGACCAUGUGCUGAACAACCACAGUAUAACAUGCUACAUCGUACCCGAUUUGAGGUGGAAUAUGCUCCACUUUACAAGUCACCAAUCGAAUAUGGUACAACGAUUUGGUCGCCCUUAGCAUCGGGUCUUCUUACGGGCAAAUACAGUUCAAGGAAACUCGAAGGAGCCGACAGUCGGCUGGGUUUAACAGGUAGUUUAUCAUGGCUUCGGCAACAGUUUGAAGCAGGUCAAGGUUUAAAUGGACUUGAAGAAAAAAACGUAGAUCGCAUCAUGGAAGUCGUUGAGAAUCUACGACCCAUUGCUGAUAAGCUCGGUGCUACAUUAGCUCAAUUAUGUCUUGCGUGGGCGGCUAAGAAUCCUCAUGUUUCAACGGUGAUCACUGGUGCUAGUCGCUCUAGCCAAAUCGUAGAGAAUUUCAAGGCACUUACAUUUGUUUCCAAACUAACACCAGAAAUUCUCGAAGAAAUCGAACAAGUUCUAAAGAACAAACCCAAACAUCCAUAUGAUUGGACGUUGAUGAACUGA